This is a messenger RNA of Prionailurus viverrinus (fishing cat), 9757 nucleotides long. It is a transcript of the gene ANKFN1, whose product is annotated as ankyrin repeat and fibronectin type III domain containing 1. Gene Ontology annotation, cellular component: spindle. Gene Ontology annotation, biological process: regulation of establishment of bipolar cell polarity; establishment of mitotic spindle orientation. NCBI's taxonomy places the organism in Eukaryota, Metazoa, Chordata, Mammalia, Carnivora, Felidae. The record is from RefSeq and is a predicted model, not a curated record. Gene Ontology annotation, molecular function: protein binding.
GAACUGCUUUGUGAAAAUGACCCAACAAAUGCAGAAUCUGCAUCUUUCUCAGUCGAAAAAACAUAGUGCCCCAUCGUCUCCCAACGCUGCCAAACGCCUGUACAGAAACCUCUCUGAGAAGCUGAAGGGAAGCCACUCUUCGUUCGAUGAGGCCUAUUUCAGAACAAGAACGGACCGGCUGAGCCUCAGGAAGACCUCAGUGAACUUCCAGGGCAACGAAGCCAUGUUUGAAGCAGUCGAACAACAGGACAUGGAUGCUGUGCAGAUCCUCCUGUAUCAGUAUACACCAGAGGAGCUAGAUCUCAACACCCCUAACAGUGAGGGGCUGACGCCCCUGGAUAUCGCCAUCAUGACCAACAACGUGCCCAUUGCCAGGAUUCUUCUGAGGACAGGGGCCAGAGAAAGUCCACACUUUGUCAGCCUGGAAAGCCGAGCGAUGCACCUUGCCACGCUGGUGCAGGAGGCCCAGCAGAGGGUGAGCGAGCUGUCUGCCCAGGUGGAGAACGAAGGACCCAGUCUGGACAGCACCGAGAAAGAGAAACAGCUGAAAGCUUGGGAGUGGAGGUGUCGGCUCUACAGACGCAUGAGAACGGGCUUCGAGCACGCCAGAGCCCCCGAGGUGCCAACCAACGCCUCUCUUAUGGUGACCAGCAGCACAUCACUCACUGUCAGCUUUCAAGAGCCUCUUAGUGUCAACGCAGCUGUAGUGACCAGAUAUAAAGUGGAAUGGAGCAUGUCUAAAGACUUUCGUCCUUUGGCUGGAGAGAUCAUCAUGGAAAACUUGCAGACCCUGAGAUGCACAAUCACAGGACUGACAACGGGCCAACAGUAUUUUGUUCAAGUCUCGGCUUAUAACAUGAAGGGAUGGGGACCUGCUCAGACCACGACUCCGGCAUGUGCCUCGCCUUCCAACUGGAAAGACUAUGACGACAGAGAGCCCAGACACAAGGGACAGAGUGAAGUUUUGGAAGGUCUGCUGCAGCAGGUCCGAGCCCUUCAUCAGCAUUAUAGUUGCCGGGAAACUUCAAAAUUACAAACCACAGGCCGCAAGCAGUCAGUCUCAAGGAGCCUGAAACACCUAUUCCAUUCCUCAAAUAAGUUUGUGAAGACCUUAAAACGAGGACUCUACAUAGCUGUUAUAUUUUAUUACAAAGACAAUAUGUUAGUCACCAAUGAAGAUCAAAUACCGAUUGUUGAAAUUGAUGACUCUCACACCAGUUCCAUUACACAGGAUUUUCUGUGGUUCACAAAGCUGUCUUGUAUGUGGGAAGAUAUAAGGUGGUUGAGGCAAAGCGUACCCAUCUCCAUGUCCUCAUCCACAGUGCUGCAAGCUCGGCAGAAGAUGCUCGCAGCAACAGCCCAGCUACAGAAUUUACUUGGAACACACAACUUGGGAAGAGUUUACUAUGAGCCCAUUAAAGACCGGCAUGGAAACAUCCUCAUAGUCACCAUCAGAGAAGUGGAGACACUCUAUUCAUUUUUUAAUGGCAAAUGGAUGCAAAUCUCAAAACUACAAAGCCAGAGGAAGUCUUUGUCAACACCUGAGGAGCCUACAGCCUUAGACAUUUUACUGAUAACCAUCCAGGAUAUUCUCUCUUAUCACAAAAGGAGUCAUCAGCGUCUCUCUCCUGGAUUAUAUCUGGGUUACCUAAAGCUAUGUAGCUCUGUGGAUCAGAUCAAAGUCCUAGUUACCCAAAAGUUGCCCAACAUUCUCUGCCACGUGAAGAUCCGUGAAAACAAUAACAUUUCCAAAGAGGAGUGGGAAUGGGUCCAAAAGCUUUCUGGCUCUGAAUCUAUGGAAAGUGUGGAUCAUACUUCUGACUGCCCCAUGCAAUUGUUCUUCUACGAGCUCCAGAUGGCAGUGAAAGCUCUCCUUAAGCAGAUCAAUAUACCUCUACACCAGGCAAGGAACUUCCGCCUCUACACACAGGAGGUGUUGGAAAUGGGUCACAAUGUGUCCUUUCUUCUCCUGCUCCCUGCCUCAGACGACGUCUGUACAGCCCCAGGACAGAAUAAUCCUUACACCCCACACUCAGGGUUUCUUAACCUCCCUCUUCAGAUGUUUGAACUUGUUCAUUUUUGCAGCUACAGGGAGAAAUUUAUUAGUCUGUAUUGCCGCCUUUCUGCUGUUGUGGAACUGGAUUCUCUGAAUACCCAACAGUCCCUGAGGGAAGCCAUCUCAGACAGCGAGGUUGCAGCUGCCAAACAAAGACACCAGCAAGUGUUAGAUUUCAUUCAGCAAAUAGAUGAAGUUUGGCGCGAAAUGAGAUGGAUCAUGGAUGCUCUACAGUAUGCAAGAUACAAACAGCCAGUUUGUGGCUUACCCAUCACGAAGCUGAUAGACCCCUCAGAUGGGCAGAACCUCAAGAAGAUCAACUCUACAUCCUCACAUAUCGACUGUCUUGCAUCCCCAUCCCCAUCCCCAGAGAUGCACAGAAGAAAGGCUGUGAGUGAUUCACAGCCCUGCUCUGAUGAAGAAGGCUGCUCAGAAGUCUUCCUCCCCACUGACAGCGACUACGACUCCAGUGAUGCCCUGAGCCCCCGAGACCUGGACCUGGUCUACCUGUCAUCACAGGAUAUCGCCCAGCAGGCUCUCAGCGGCCUAAGUGGCAGCGCCCCCGACGUUCUGCAGGUGCACGACAUGAAGAGUCCUCUGGGAUCGGGCCAGGACCCCCAAGGCCGGCCCCCGGGGCCGGAUCCCGACCACUCGUGCGCCGAAGUCCUCCACAGCCUGACCCUCACCGGCUUCACUCCCAAGAACCACGCCAAGAUGGCGCCGAGCGCCAGGCCGCCGCUGGGCUUCCUGGGAAAGCGGAAGCCGGCUAAGCACCAGCACUACGGCGGCUUCAGCCGCCACCACCGCUGGCUGCGCAUGCACAGCGAGACGCAAUCGCUCUCGCUCUCCGACGGCGUUUACACGCAGCACGUGUCUCGGGCCUGCGCCCUGACCCAGGAGCCCGCGGAGGCCGAGCGGCUGGGACCUUCCCCCGUUGGGUCCCGGGGCCUGGUUCUGGCCCACGCCGCAAGCCUCCCUGAGGAGGGGAAGAGCAGCCUCCAGGAUGCGAGGCCUGCGGUACGUCGCAUCUACGUGGAGCCCUACCGCGCGGCCCUGGUGGACGCAAAGCCCUGGGCUGCCUUGAGCCCGCCCCCCGGGGGCCACUCGGCCCUACCCAGCCCCACCGGCCCGGAGAUGAGCCCCGAAGGCCCCACCACCUCCCCCGUGUCAGAAAUACUCAGCAGCAUGCUUUAGGGAGUCCUGCAACUGGCUGUCCUGAUCCACAGCAAAUCCCUGCAUUCUCCAUCACUCUCCCUCCAGCCCGGCCCCCACUGUGUCCCCAACCCUUUUCAAAUGGUUUGAAAUGUUAAAAUUCCAAAGGUUACAGGUUCAAGUCCCUCUUUUUUUUUUUUUUUUUUUUUUUUUUUUAGUAUAGAGUUAGGUGGAAGUGAGAGUUGCCACCAGUGUUGUUCCCGGUUCAGGGCAUACAAGAACUUUUGUGUCAACAUGGAGUCCUGGACUAUUUAGGGGCACCCAUGGCUGAAGUAGGGCAGCCUAAAGAGCCACCUCAGUUCCGCAGUCGGCUCUGUAAUCUGACCUUUGGGUUUAGGGCUCUUUCUUGAAUUUGUGAUUGAUGGGGAGGAGUUCUAGAGAUGAAAGUAAGAUUAGCAUUGUUUUUCCUUCCGUUCUAAACCUUCAGAAGAGUUUAAGGGAAAGAAGCCCAGGUUGCGUCUUCAGGGCACAAAGUCAAGUGGACUUGACCUGGGUUCCCAGUCAGCUAAACCAAGUCAUUCCAAAGUGCAGGGUUCUCAGUUGGUCACCAAAUCAAAUUUAUCUAUCAGCACUGAUGGUAGGCCUAAAACAGAUCUUUUCUUCAUUUAGUGCUGUGUGGAAAUCACCAGAAGCAAAAGUAGAGGAUGCUUUGCUUCUAGCUUUGUCUUGCAAAGGUAAAACAGGGCAGGAAGCAGGACUUCCUGCACACUCAGCUCCCGUUCAAGCAUGAAAAUGGUCCUUGUAUUAUUCAGGGUGCAAGGAGAUAGCUGGAUUAAGUGAAAGCCUCAAAGACAAGACAGAGAGUGGGAGAGAAAGAUGGGCAAAAAUGCAUUUUUUCUACAAUCCUAAGAUAAGUAAGCCCAUGGGGCUUUGUCUCUGAAAAUGAUGGUGGAUCUGCUUAGAUUCUUAGGUGAUGGAAUUGUCAUUGAAUGAGAAAGUGCCCUUCAGAUAUGGCCAGGCAGCUGAUGAAGUCCUUACAGACACACUGGCACAUUUACUCACCCCUACAUCACAGGUCAUGGGACAGAUUGCCCAGGGCUUGGGUUGCUGGCUUCCCCUUUUCAGUUCACCCCUUCCAAAGUCCACUUUGCUCUGAGAUCAGCUGGCCCAUUGGCCUCAGGGAAAAUCCUCAGGGACAGAAGUCCCUGUCAAUGGUUCCAAAACUGCUUAGAGACACCUGGAAAAAGUGUUUUGGUCUCAAUGCCUCCCACCUGCCUUUCUCACAAAUGAGAAACUCAAAUCAAAGAGAAAUCACACUGCAUAUUCCAAAAAGGUAUGAGCCUUCUCUCAUUUCCUGGAGCCAAGACUCAUUCAGUUUACUGAUAUUCUAAAUGGUCCUUUUCUGCUUCACAGGCAUUUUGGUUAAAUAUUGCUCUUUAUGGGCCCUACCCCUGUCCUCACAGUUCUACCAUUCCUCCUCAUGGGAGUUCAUACAAAGUCCCCUGUUCACAAUGUUAUUCCGAUCCCUUCCAUUUUUAAAACAUUUGAUUUAAACAUAAAUAAUUACCCUGGUGGAAAGGUACAGAUUUGGCCCAUGGCCUAUGGUCAUUAGAAAACUAAAGCCCAGAGCUCAAUCUUUAUUUUUUUAAGAGAUUUUAUACUCAGUGAACCACCACCCCCCAUCCCCCCACCCUCUGACCGCAGAGAAUCUUGAGCAGAAUCACUGUGGCUUCUUUUCUAUGCCUGCAAGUAUUUUAAAAUGCAGUUUUCUUCUGUUCUGAGUGAACUCUAUGUAUAUGGAGUAUUAGAAAGAACCAUAAAACUAGUCUAAGUGCUUGCGUUUGUUUACAGAUGAGUCAAUUAAAGCUGAGAGAGGUUAAGUGACUUGCUCAAGGUCACAGAGCCACUUUAGUCUCAGAGUUAGGGUCAAAACCUGGAACCAUUCCCUUUAUAGUAGGUUGGCCCAUUGGGAAUUGGUACACACCUAGUCAACUUUUGAUCGACUGUAGACUACUUACUGAAUUUGUAGAUUAUCUCUUUUAAUUCCAAAUUCAACUCCUUUUCUCAACCUUUACCUAACAAUUUCCAUUAUCACAGAGCUCCUUGUUGCCAGGAAAUACAAAUUUCACAUAACAGGCAUAUAAGCUAAGCUACUUAAAAGGCAAAUUUAGAGAAAUGUCACUUAAAAUUACAUACCACAUGACUCCCCUUUAAUAACAAGAAUGACAGUCACCUGCACUCAAUUUCUAUUUAUUUCUAAUUAUAGGACAAGAUUAUAUAUGUUGAAUGCUGGAAUUGCCAAAACUAAGAAACCAAGUGAUUCUCUGAUCAUGACCUGUCUGGUGGCAUGAAACAAAAUUUGUGACUGAAUUAGAUGGGAGGCAUUCAGCAGGCAGCAAAAGCAGAGACCAACCCACCCUUCUGGACCCUCAGAUUCUGGCACAUUGGACCAAAUAAUGACUCAUGAAGUAAAAUUGCAUUAAAUCCAAACCCACUAACUGAUAUUGGGAACAUGGUUUAUUUUUUCACCUUCUACAAAGAAAAGAGAUGCAUUCCCAUGAAAUGAAUAAUGCACAUUCAAUUUCAAUGGGCAUAGUCCACUUGAAAAUGCAUCUUCCUAGCAAUAUUCCUAUACAGAAGUGGAUGUUAUAUCCUCAGUAAUUAGCCAUUUGUUCAAGCAGGUUUCCUUCACUUGUACCUCCACUUUGCAACAUCUUGUGAGCCUGUUCUAGAUUCCUGGGAGGGACAACUAUGUUCCCUAAUUCACAAUCCUUUAUUCAUUUGUCCAGGCCACUCAUUACAGACACUUUACAACAUCUGGGGAGUUUUUUGUUUGCUUAUUUGUUUUAUUUUAUCUUGAUGGCUUUGUUAUGUUUUGGAUAUGAUGAACUUUUUGUCUUUUUUUUUUUUUUUUUUUUUUUUUUAAGUCCAGACUGGGAGCCUCUGGAGGAAAUAUUCCUGUCCCGGGUCUUCUUUUCCAUAAUUUUUCUACCAUGCUUAACUCUCACUUGUGUUAUCAAGCUCUCAUCAUUUGUGAAAACGCUCAAAAGUUGUUGACCAGGGCCCUCUCACAUGUCCCUGUCUCUAUUCUAAGUCCCACAGAGAACAAAAGAACAAAGUAUGAAACAUACUCCCAGGCCACAAGGAGAUCACAAUCUGAUAGGAGUGUAGCCAUCCUCACUGCACAUCUUCCCUUUGAUGUUUUCGAAAAGGCAACAGCCUGUCUCCUCAGCCAGGCUGACAUAGGGCAUGUUGGGCUAGAGAUCAUUGAUUUCACUCUUGCUGGCUAUUGAGAAGGGAAGACAGCCUGGAAAAUGCAAGUCUCCAAUGUAUAUGCUUGGCAACCAUUUACAAGGCUGUCACAUCCUCUUAAUUGGUGAGGGGAACUGGGAGACAGUAAUUAAAAACAUUUACUCUAGGGAGUGGGUAUUUUAAGAAGUGGGUACUUAAAGAUGAGACCCAUUCCAUUUUAAGAACAUUCACUAAUGCUCAAAGCAAUAAUUACACUGGAUAGAAUGGUUCCAUUUGGUUUGAAAGUUGAAGCCAGUUAGUAAUAAUAUUCCUCCAGCCCCCAUUCCUGAAGGAUCCCAAAGCACUUUAUGAAAAGCAAUGACUGAAGCCUUGUUGUACUCCCCUAAAAAGACCUUGUCUGGGAGCCACCUGGCAAGCACCCACCCUAUCCUUGCCAGGAGAUCGUGCCAGACAAGUGGGAAAGAGGACUGGCCUCUCAUUUAUUGUUAUCCUGCCACACAAAGGUACACUCUGGGGACUGCUCACCUCUUCCCUUGAAGACAGCAACUUUAGACAAAGAGACAUACUAGAAAAUCCCAACCCCUUGCCCCCCGCCUGCUCCUCACACUCCACCCAAGCCGUACUCACUUUCUCUUGGAGAACUAUCAACUCAAGCUGUUAAGGGGUCUGCAGUGGACUCAAGUUCCCUAGUUAUGUCAACAGCACACAGAAGUCACUGGCUUCUUAAAACUGAUACUGUUGGAAAGAUGAUGCCAUUACCUGACGGUUCUCUCCAGUUUGUCUGUAGCAGAGCUACAGCCGGGAGUGUGCAUUUCUUGGUAUGUUUGUUUAUUGAAUUGUAACAUACCAAUCAGAGAGGGUAGUUAUCAGUUAACAAGAGAACACUCUCAGAGAAUUGAAAGGGCUACAUCAUCACUUUAAAAAGUCUAAAUAUUUUCCCAGAUGAUUCAGUGACGCAAACCUGAAACUUUUUUUUUUUUUUUUCCUCCUGGUCAUACCUUUAAGGAAAAAUUUAAGGGAGCUGUUUGGAAAGCAAUGAUACUUCUUCAUAGGUAGUAGAGUGAACAAGGGAAAAACUUGUUUCUUUGCCGGCCCCCUCUCAUAAGAUGUUCAAACACAUGGCUUAUGACUGUUAAGCUAAACUUCAACAAGGCCUUACAAACAACAAGGGUAGUGUAUUUGAAACUAUGUUGCGCAGUUUGGAAACUUAUUCUAAGAUCCUAAUUCAGAGUUUUUCUGAGGUGUUGAACUUUGCCAUUAGCAAAAAGUAUUUUUAGAAAAAUCCAUUGACUGUUUAUGAAGCACUGAUUUUGCCAUAUUUCGGGUCUCUGGUUUUUCCACCACAUCUGUACCCAGUGGUUAUAUUUGUGGGUUUUUUCAAUUAUUUCUUCUAUUUCCAUUAUUAAUGAAUUUGUAAAAUAGUUAUUCAAAAAGACAGUUGGUUUUGUUUAACCAUCAAAUAGGUUUCACAGUCUAUUGUGAAAAUAUUCUAUUUUGAUAAAGGAUGUAGGAGGUUUGUUGUGGUUGUUUUAAAUAUCACCCCAGGGUCCUUCCCCUCCAGAUAUACACAUUUUUUUUUAUUUCAGCAAAAGCCAAUAUUUAACUUAGUGGCAAAUGUUAUCAAGCUAUUAGUUAAUGCCCUUUGGUCCUCUCCCUUCAGCCCACGACAUGAAAAUCUGAAUAUGCUUUCACAGUAACUGGUAGCUGAUUUAUAAAAACCAAAUCUGGCAAAUUUUUCUCUCAAGUCUGUCUGAGUUGCUGUGUUACUUCUUGCCCUGUGACCAACCAGAUGUUUGGGGAUAUCCCAUCUACGUGGCCACAAGCAUCAGUUUAAUGGUUGUGAUAGAAAAAAGAAGUGUAUAUGAGUGUGUGUGUGUGUGUGUGUGUGUGUGUGUGUAGUGGGGGAGGGCUGUUUCAUAGAAAAAGUAAUUUUUUGACGUUCUAUUAGGCAGUGUUUAACUGCUUCCUGCCUCAUGUGUACAUAGUGAUUUGGCUGAUCAUUGGUUAUUUGUUCAGAACUUAAUGUAUCUUGUUGCUACGUAUGCAACUGAGUGUAUGUAAAAGUUUAGACUUCGGUACAUUAUCUGCACAAUUUUGUGUGCUUUAAACCUCUGUAAAUGUACAGAUGAAUCAUGUAAGGUGUAUUAAAUGUGACCUCUACUCUUGAAACAAUAAUAUUUUGUAGUAUGUACUUUUGCAAACUAUUUGAACAUUUUAAAUGGAUAUUGUAAAUGGCCAGUACACUCGAUCAAAAUCAACACUGGUAAAAUGCAUGCCUCUUCAACCUACCAAUUUAUAAGAAGAGGUCAAGGGUUAACAAGAAUUAAGAUAAUUUUUCUAAUGGCAAGUAUUUUUGAUAAUUUCCUACAUGCCUAAUUGUAUUUGAAAGAAAAAUUGUCAACAGAAGAAAUCUUAGCUAUCAGAGGGAAUGACUUUAUUUCAUAAGCAUUAAAUAAUACUAAUAUACUUUAUAUCUAACCUGAUGUUAUUGAAAUAUAGUUCAUAGGAGAAGUCAAAAAUAUUUUUGAUUCUUCAUAAGAUGGUUUGCUGUUUCAAGGACAGGUUCCAAGCCCUCUGUCUUCAGUGUGGAGAAAUGUCAAUUAAGUAAUAAACUAAUAGAAUUGUCAGCAAUUGGCUUACCUGCUGUUUUUUCCAAGUCUCAAUGAAGACACACAUUUUUUAGCCUCAGCUUUUAAAAACUUCUUGCUGAAACUUUGGAAGAGUUAUUAUUUGGGGCAUCGUUUUCACAAUUAUCAGAAAAAUCUGACCAGUUGGCCCUUGAUUGAUCAAUAGCCUUUGGGCAAUUUCUCUUGCAUACCUAGUUAUUGCCAAGUAUUGAAAAUACAGCAGCAGGCUGCCAAUGGCAAAUAUUCUCACCUACUUGCAUCCAGGAGCUUGGACACCUGAACCUUGCUCCUUCCUCCACCGCAUGCAUGUUUAAAUGUCUUCAGUGCAUUUCUGCAUGUGCCCUCCUAUUUCUCUAUCCCUUUAUUUCCAAACUCACGAGGCUCCUCCCUUACCCCUACUCCCUCUGGCUGAGAUUUGAGAUUUCUUCUGUUUCUGAGAACACUGCAAAGAACUGCAGGAACCUGCACAAAGGUUCUCCUGAAUUCCCAAGGCCAGGAAUGUGCUGCUUUGGACCAUGUUUUUGUCUUACGCUAUUUUACAGAAUUCUUUUAAAUAUGCACAGGCGUGCACGUGCGCGCACGUGCGUGCGCGCGCGCGCGCACACACACACACACACACACAAACACACACACACAAAUUCAACUCUUUAUUGGCAUGUUUGUGGUCGGC